This is a messenger RNA of Capsicum annuum, 1437 nucleotides long. RefSeq names its product mitogen-activated protein kinase kinase kinase 20. The record is from RefSeq and is a predicted model, not a curated record. Gene Ontology annotation, biological process: protein phosphorylation. Gene Ontology annotation, molecular function: protein kinase activity; ATP binding. The transcript has a single exon. Lineage: Eukaryota; Viridiplantae; Streptophyta; Magnoliopsida; Solanales; Solanaceae. Bases 136 to 1218 code for a protein of 360 amino acids.
AAUUAAAAGAAAAUUAAAAUCUCCCCACUCUUUAUAUAGAAGUCAAGCUGCGCAAAACAAAGUUCGUUGUGACUUGGUUGUUCUCUUCUUCUUCUCUCUAACAAAAGGAACCUUAAAUUACCAAAAUCACACAAAAUGGAUUGGGUUCGAGGUGAAACAGUAGGUCAUGGGAGCUUUGGCAAAGUGAGUUUUGCAAUACCCAGAAGCCAGAGUACUCUGUUUUCUCCAUCAAUGGUGGUUAAGUCUUCUUCCGCUUCCUGCUCAGCUACUCUGAUGAUCGAGAAGCUAAUAUUGGAAGAACUUAAGGGUUGUCCACAAAUUAUCAACUGCAUAGGUGACAGCUACACCUUUGAAAAUGGUGAAAAGUUGUACAAUGUCUUAUUGGAGUAUGCUUCAGGUGGCUCUUUGUCAGAUAAGUUCAAGAAUUCCGGUGAUCGUAUGUUGCCUGAAUUUGAAGUCAGGAAGUACACCAAGGCGUUAUUGAAAGGGCUACACUACAUCCACAAGUGUGGCUAUGUCCACUGCGAUAUUAAACCACAGAACAUUCUUCUAGGCGAAAAUGGGCAAGUCAAAAUUGCUGAUUUUGGAUUGGCGAAGAGAGCGGAAUCCAAUAAAGAUAAUAAAUUGCGAUGUGAAUUGAGGGGCACUCCACUGUACAUGUCGCCUGAAAUGGUAACCGGAGGCGAACAGGGUACCCCAGCUGAUAUCUGGGCACUUGGAUGCGUGGUGACGGAAAUGGCAACUGGUAAUCCAGUGUGGAGAUGUUUAGAUAUAGCUAAAUUGUUGAUGGUAAUUGGAGUGGGUGAUCAAUUGCCUGAAAUUCCUGAAGAAUUAUCGGAAGAAGGAAAAGAUUUUCUAGGGAAGUGCUUCGUGAAGGAUCCGAGAAAGAGAUGGACCGCAGAGAUGCUACUGAAACAUCCCUUUGUUGCUGAUCAAGAUGACACUGUUACAUUGAAUAACGUAACAUGCGAGUGUGGAACACCCACGAUAUCUCCUAGGUGCCCAUUUGAUUUCCCAGAUUGGAUAUCUAAUGACUCUGCUGAAUCCUCGGUAACAUGUUCAAUUACAUCAUUGCCCUCGCCGGCGUUUCAAGAAUUGAUGAACUUGAACAACGGUUCAUGGUCUAUAGCGCCAGCAGAGAGGAUGCGGGGAUUACUGGGUGAAUGUAGACCUGAUUCUGAAUGGUCUACUGCUGAUGACUGGGUUAGCGUUAGAUGAUGUCAAUCUUGUAGUAAUAGAAAAGUCUUAGAUUUAGAUCUCUGUAAGAUUUUUGCUUGCCAAUUCUGUGAUUAGGCUAGGCCAAUUUGUUCAAUUUUUUUUGUACAUAGAGAACAGAUAAAUUUUAUGAUGACGAAGAAUUGGGUCAUUGGGACUUACCCAGAUGUACAGUUAAAAGAAUAUUAGUGUUUAAUAAAUCAAUGUUUUUACUUCGUUGAG